AUGAAAGUUGAUAAGAAGGAAAUGAGUAUAGAGCUAAUAAGAACUAUAGGUUUGGAAACAAUUGACCAACGUUUUCUGGCUGAGAAAUGGAUACAUGUAUAUAUGGAUGGCUCUCAGACCGAUAGGAUUCAAGAGGCUGGAGCUGGAGUUUUUAGCAAGCUUUUCAGUUUCUACCUACCUGUAGGGGCUUACUCCACUCACUUUGAUGGAGAACUGAAAGCCACUAAUGUAGCUCUCCAACAAUUAUCAUUGAGACAGAGCUCGUUCAGGAGGGCUCUUGUACUGUCUGAUUUAACUUCAGCAAAACAGGCCAUCUCCUCUUACCACGAGUGUAAGAACAGGUGUUCAACAGUGUCAGGAAGUCAUAAAAGAACUUUCCCACAAUAUAUCUUUUCAAUGGGUGGUAUUUAUGGGAACGAGAUGGCUGAUAUGCUUGCAAAAAAAGGGGCUACGGUUCUCCAAAAGCCAAAAACGAGUGCAAGCCUCCAUUCUAUUAAGCUUCUGACAUCGCUAACAAAUCAAAAGACUUAA
This is a messenger RNA of Stegodyphus dumicola, 531 nucleotides long. RefSeq lists its product as uncharacterized. The record is from RefSeq and is a predicted model, not a curated record. NCBI's taxonomy places the organism in Eukaryota, Metazoa, Arthropoda, Arachnida, Araneae, Eresidae.